Ooceraea biroi (clonal raider ant) is the source of this 3657-nucleotide messenger RNA. RefSeq names its product wee1-like protein kinase. Gene Ontology annotation, biological process: mitotic cell cycle; protein phosphorylation. Gene Ontology annotation, cellular component: nucleus; cytoplasm. NCBI's taxonomy places the organism in Eukaryota, Metazoa, Arthropoda, Insecta, Hymenoptera, Formicidae. Gene Ontology annotation, molecular function: ATP binding; non-membrane spanning protein tyrosine kinase activity; magnesium ion binding. The record is from RefSeq and is a predicted model, not a curated record.
GCGAAUCGGGCGCACCGGUAGCGGCGGCGGCCAUAACGAACGCGACGUAACGCGAGCGUGAUCGUGUCGGACGCGAUUGUGCCGUGCGCGAGGUGAUUUCAGGGCUUGAAUGAACGCGCCCGCGAUCUCGUUCGUAGGGUACUCGACAUCGCGGUGAUCCCCGUGACCUUUGCGCGCAAUCUGGGAGUCCUUCAGGGUGCGCUCGAACGCCGCGGAUGUCGCGUCGCGUCGUUCUCGCGUCGCGCCGUACGACGAUCUGCAACAACAACUCGUGCGACUACGUCCCGACGAAGGCGAAUCCGCACAGCAUGGAGGCCGCGCAGAAGUUGCACUUCGACGCGUGCGAUAUGCGGGACGAGGAACUGAACGUCAGCUGUCGCACCAACAGCUCCGGCUGCGACGUCGCCUGCGACAUCCUGGACACGUCUGCGGAGGAGUUCGGUUCGCCCACGCCGCCGCUCCAGCCGCGUAAGCUCUCGUUCAAUGCGGACUGCUGCGAAGCCGACGACAGUCAGCCGGUCAACAAUAACGACAUUCCUCUCUCUUACGUGACAGAUACUCCAGCUGUGAGAAUUCCUAGUCGCGAAAAUAGUGGUUCCCAAAAAAUGUCAAUGGCGUGUAGUCCGCCCUACAAGCGCGUUAGGGCUUUACGCUUAUUUGAUUCACCCGCUACACCAAAAACUUUAAUAGAGAAGAGUGUGUUGCAAACUCCAGUUCCUUCUAGGUAUACAAGACUUUUUCCCGUCGACAAGCCCCGAGUUUCUAAAAUAAGCCCUAGUUACCAGAACAAGUCCGAUGGCAAACCUGCAGCGAAUGUUAAUCCAUUUACACCUACUGGCAUGUUAAUAACAGCGAGGAAAAGGUCCAGAUCUAAACGUAGUCUUAACGGUAGUAGCAGUUCACCGGAUCUACCAAAGGAGAUACCAAAGUUUGACCUCGCCGAUUCCGAAGAUUCCGACAACGAGUUUGAGCAGGCGACAAAGCGCGUAGCGCUGCAGGAUUCGAAUAUAUCGCGUUACCACAAAGAGUUUCACGAGCUCGGCUUGAUUGGGACUGGCGAAUUCGGCUCGGUGUACAAGUGUAUCAAUCGAUUGGACGGAUGCACCUACGCUAUCAAGAGAAGUAUCAAGCCGGUGGCAGGUAGUAUUAGUGAGAAAACGGCGCUGAACGAGGUGUACGCGCACGCGGUACUCGGGAAGCAUCAACACGUGGUGCGCUACUAUUCCGCAUGGGCGGAGGAUAAUCACAUGAUUAUUCAGAACGAGUACUGUAAUGGCGGCAGUCUCGCAGAUGCAAUCGCCAAUCUGCAAAAGGAGAAGAAACACUUCACCGAGGUGGAGCUGCGCCAGUUGCUGCAACACGUGGCUGAGGGGCUGAGAUACGUACACAGCAUGCAGUUGGUGCACAUGGACAUCAAGCCUGGCAACAUCUUCAUCUCCAAGGAAAAGCGAUUACUCGCCAUCAACUACGAUUCUGCCGACGAUGGCUUCGACGAGGAGGAAACCAUCGAGGAAGAGGAAAUCACGUACAAGAUUGGCGACCUCGGCCAUGUCACCUCCAUCAGCAACCCGCAAGUAGAGGAGGGGGAUUGCAGAUAUCUGCCCACGGAGAUUUUGCACGAGGAUUUUACUCACUUACCAAAGGCCGACAUCUUCGCCUUGGGAUUAACGGUUUACGAGGCGGGUGGUGGCGGGCCGUUACCGAAGAACGGACCCACGUGGCACGACAUCAGACAAGGAAAGCUGGUAGAAUUGCCGCACUACAGUCGCGAUCUGAACGAUUUACUAAAGUUGAUGAUCCAUCCCAUCCCAGAAAUGAGACCAUCGGCGGUGUCUCUGAUACAACACAGAGUUCUGUGUCCGUUCGGAAAUAAAACCAAAGCGCAGCUGCGAAGGGAAUUGAACGCCGAAAAACUCAAGAACGAGAUCCUGACGAAGCAGCUGGAAGACGCGGCGAAGUGCCUAAAGACCAUUGCUCCGAAUAUCGUUCCCGGGGGUUAUCAGUUACGACCGACACCUACCAGAACGUCCUUAUCCCGCGUCAUAGGCAAAAAGGUUAAUCGUAGUAAUAGCACUACAAAUUUUUAAAUCCUUUUACAUUGCACUUUUGAUAGAACAGCAAGUGGCGGAAGGUGAAACUCGGGGAAACGGUCGGUUUCUCGGAACACCGUGACAAUGUGAUAUCGUAUUAGCUUUUAGAUAUAAUUUCUAAUUUCAUUAAAAAUAAAAGACGGUCAUGUAUUAUGCGCAUAAAAAUUACGUAUAAUUAUAAAUAAAUAUUCUUCCUAUGAUGAGGGUAAGGCGUUAACGACUGCUGUUCAUUAUAUAGCUAUAUAAAAUUACUUAUUUUUAAUAUCUUUAGUAUGCUAUAUAUUUAUAUAUAUAUGGUGAUAUAUCUAUUUUUGGAUCGUUCAGAAUAGAGUCGUUAAGUACAAGGAAACGAAAUUUAAUCCUAAAAAGUCUCUGAGGAAGUAUUAUCUCAAGUCGUAAUAUAAAUGCCUGUGUAAUAAGACAGUUUAUAAAAGUAGGGUUGAUUUCGCUAUAAAACUGUUUCGGAAUUAUCGCGAGAUAGAUAUGAAACUGCAUUAUAGCCACUCAACUUUUGAACAGUAAGAGAGCUUUUUGAUACAUUCUUCGAUGCAUUUCUGUUUCGUUUCAACGUUUAUAGCAUCUUCGUACUUCCCUUUUUUUAAUUCUAAUUUCCUUCUUACACACUGGACUCUAAAACUUUUCUUGUUCUGAUGUGUAGUUUCAAUUAAUGCAAUUUUAUUCUAUCUCAGUGUGCAGUGCAUGCGGAGUGAUAAGAAAAAAUAAUUGAGAAAAUUGCAUGAAAAUAGCAAGAUGAAUUGAAACGAAUUGUCGCGACAUUAGUUAUUUGCACGUUCAGAAUUUACGAGACAACACAUUCCUUUCCGACACAUUUUCAUGUUGAUUGUAUUUUGAGGUACACGAUGAUUAUUAAGGACUCUCUUAUAAGAAACAGAAAGUAUUUAAUGUUUUGAGAAUUGUAAGUUUAUUUAUUGCUUCCCCAAUAUUUUUCUUUAUACUCGAUGAAUAAUGAAAGUUUCUUUUUUUUCGGAAAGGACAAUGCACGACUGAACAGAUACGUUCUUACUGCAUUAAUUGCAAGAAUAUCUUACACAAUUCUUAUUUUCUCAGUUUGCCGAUUAUAAUGCUUCCUUUAAUCUAAUCAAUAUUAUGUUUUUUUCACAAUGGAAGCGUUUCUCAAUUUUAUUUAUAUGAAGAUAACAAGCACGGUUUCAUCGAUCAUACGUCUGUCUUUAGUAUUAAUUUUUUGCUUCAAUCAAAAUAUUGCCAAAAAAUAAUGCAAGUGCCUUUAACCUUUAAAAUAUUUAAACUUAAGUCUAGUUCUAGCGCGAAAAUUGACAAAUAUAUUUUUCUACUGCAAUGUAACAUUUUAUACAAAAUACUGGUAUUUAGCUUAAUUAAUUACCUCUUUCAGUAUCUAUCAUCUGUAAAGCUAAUAAUUUUGCAUAGCAAGAUUAUUAGUUGUGUAAAUUUCGUGACAUGAAGAGAAAAGAAAAUCAUUUCUGUAUUAACAAUUAAUGAUUUGUACUUCUCUAUUUUAACAAACAUUAAUCAAUUAAAAUUGAAUAACAUUUAAUAAACUAUGUGCCAUUAUGCUAGUGCCAAUAAC